AUGCAGACACCGAGUAUUAUUGAAGAACAUCAACCACAGACAAAACGUCAGCGAAGUUUAUGGGCCACUGCUGAACCUCGUUUACCGCCAUUUGAAUCGAAAUUAACUCGUCCACCAUUACCAGAUAUUAUCAAUGAAGAUUCAUCUGAUAAAAUGAUUCGUUCGGCAAGUUCACAAGAUGAUGAAUCAGUUUUUCUCGAUGAAGAUGAUGAUCCAACAACAGCUAAUACAGAUAGUUCAAAUGGAAAAACAAAUUCAUUUUUUACUGAAAAUUAUGAUCAUGAACAUUCAACAAUAAAUACAGUACUUGAUGAAGAAAUUUCAACACGUCAAGUUCAACGACGAAAGAGUGUUUCGUCUCGUUUUCGUUCUGUAUCAAAAGAAAUAACAACCACUGAUACGUUAUCAACCUCAGUGAAUACAACUCAAGAAGAUGUUUCUAUAUCUAUGCGAACAAAUAAAAACGGACGAUCCCAAACAAUGAAUACUAUUGAACCAAAAAUAGCACCACCAAAAUCAUCAACAACACGAAAGACUCGUGGUAAUCGAGCUCAAUCGGAAGAUCGUUUUCGUUCAUCAACUCUUUCUCUUAACAAUGCUACUGGUGAUACAACAUCAUCAUCAUCGUCACAUUCAUAUUUACCAUCUUACGCAGCACAUACAUCAAGUUCAAUGAGUAAACUUCGAGAAGGUAUAACAUCAUCAAUACCACCAUCAGUGCCUAUGUUUGUACCGUCAUCGUCUACUACAUCACUAGUGAUGAAUUCUCAAACGCGCCGUAUGCCAUCUGUUGCUUCAUUAGAUACUCGUUCGAUAUCAUCAAGUAAAAAUAUGACGAAAUCUCGUUCAACUCAAAAUCUUAUUCUUCCUUCUACAACAAUGCAACAAACAAAAACUACAACGUUUCGUCGAGUAAAAAUCUCUCGUGUUACGCGACGUCCACCUAAUUUACCGACAGCAUCUACUAUACAAUCGUCAUCAUCAUCUUCAUCAUCAGCAUCAUCAAAUACUUCAUCACCAACAAAAACUAAUCAAACCAAAGAAAAUCAUGAGAUAAAACAAUAUAUUCAUCCUACAUCAUCAUCUUCAUUGCAAGAAUCUGUUCUACCAUUACGUGAAUUAGAUAAUACAACAAAUGAUCUUAUGCCAAAAUGGGCACAAGAUUGUUUUUAUCGAACAGUUGUACUUGGUUUAAAGCCAUUACUUUUACAAGAUAUACCAUCAUCACCAAAUAAACCAACAAAACGUUCAUCAAGUACAUGUUCAAUUGAAAGUUCAGAUUCAUUAGAAACAACAAGUGACUUACAAGCAUGUACAUUAAAUGAUAAUAAUAAUAAUAAUAAUAAUAAUAAUCAAAAAGACAUGAAAGUACGACGAAGUAUAUCAAUACCAGAUUAUAGACAAAUAAAACAAACACAUAAAAUUCCAUCACCAUGCUUAUCCGAAACAACAAUCAAUGAUACUAAACAAGAUGAUUCAAUUAUGAAUGAUCAUCGUAUGCCAGUUAUCAAUCAUCUUGUUGACGAUCUUCAUAAACAUCUUAAUAAAUUAGAAAAUCUCUAUUCAUCAGUUACGCACAGUUCAGAUACACGAGAUAUGAUGUUAAAGCAAUAUAUUGAACAGAUAUAUACUGAUCUUCAUGUACGUAUUACAAAUAAUCAUCAUCAACAGCAGCAAGAAGAACAAGAUGAAGAAUGUUCAACAAAUACAACUGUUGUUGUUGUGACUGAUUGA
Rotaria sp. Silwood2 is the source of this 1734-nucleotide messenger RNA. The record is from the annotation of a GenBank genome assembly. NCBI's taxonomy places the organism in Eukaryota, Metazoa, Rotifera, Eurotatoria, Philodinida, Philodinidae.